AUGCAGGAUAUGGUUACGAUUGUUAAUGAAUUUGCAGCUUUAUCUGGCUUACAGUUUCCUAUUUACAAUACCACAAGAUGGCCCCAAGGGCUGACCCCAGCUUCACUGGGCAAAGCAAUUGGUAUGCUCAGUGAAAUGGGUGUUGAUACACUAUUAACACCAAUCGUUUACGUGGACUGGAAAAAUCCGGUUCGUCAUAAGUUGUACAUUGAUCAACCAACUCUGCUUUGGCCUCGUUCGUCAUAUGUGGAGGGUAAUGCGUGGAGCGUUUUUGGUCAAAAUUAUGCAAAUGUCAUGUUGCAUAUGCUCAAGGAAUACGGGAAAUUAAUUAAUAUGGCUUUACCUGAUUAUGUCCUCAACUACCACAUUGAAAAGAUGCUGAAAUUUGAAAUGACACUUGCCAGAUACUACACUGCUGAUGAUUUAGAGAGAAGGAAUUUCAGUCGUUUAUACACUCCUUUUACUUCUAUCAACAAUAUUUACUUAUUUGUCGACUUCAACUCGUUCUUUGAAGGUCUCUCAACAAAGAACCAUGAACUCAGAAGAUACUUCUACAGUUUUAACAACGAUUUCAUCGUAAUGAAAAAGAAUCUUCUUAGGAAGCUCAGCUAUGAUUUCUACAGAACUUUUGACUCAAAUGUUGUUAUAAACUAUUUAUUCUUUCGUCUUAUCGCUAGCAGAUCUUCUUAUUUUCCGCAGCACAAUUAUGGAAGCGUCCAAGACAUUUGUGCUCGUCAACUUAUGAACUUAUUCAAGCAUGCUGGUUCAAGACUGUACCUGAACAAUGCAAUUCCUGAUGCGUACAAAAGAAGGAAAAUUGGCAGGGUCGUGCGAAGGUUGACUGUUCGUAUUAUUGGAAGCUUCUACAAGGUUCUGCAAAGAUCAUUUGCCAAAGACUCUUAUACGUUGUCUAGAGCAGCAACAAAAAUUCGACAAAUGAUUCUCAACAUUGGUGCACCGUCUUUAAUUACUAAUGACGCACAGUUGGAUUACUACUACAGCAGGCUUAGAGUUCGGGAAGAUGAUAGUUUUAUAAAGAUUAGCGAAGAACUGCACCGGUUUAACAGCAGGAUCAAAUUUCAACCGCUCGCCCUCUACGAACUCCCUGAUCGAACUGUACACUGCGGAGAAGCGGCAGCGCCAAACUCGUGGUUUGAUGUUCGUGGUUCUGUUCUUUACGCACGUAAUUCUCUUACUGUGCCAAGUGGUAUACUUGUUCAUCCAUUUUUUGAUCCGCAUUGGCCGGCUUCGCUAAACUAUGGUUCGUUAGGUACAACAAUAGGUCAUGAGAUCAGUCACGCAUUUGACGAAAUUGGCACUCAGUUUAAUGAAUAUGGAAGACUCGAGAAUUGGAUGAGACCAGAAUCAAAAAGAAUCUUAAAUAAAACCGCAAGGUGCGUGACUGCAAAAUACAGUAGAGUAUGCCCGUUACAAGGAACAGGAUUUCACCCUGAAUGCCUCAAUGGACGAAGGGCUGCUGCAGAAAAUGUUGCUGAUAUUGCAGGCCUAAUAGUUGCAUGGCACAGCUAUCGUACAUUAGAUUCGAAUUUGAAAAGAGCGCAUAUACGGCUUCCGGAUUACGCAUUAAGCAGGUUAACACAUGAUCAGCUAUUUUUUCUUAGUUUUGCGCAACCGUGGUGUCGGGCAAAACCAUCCAGGAAGACGUUGCUUUCUGAAAUUUUAGAAUAUCAUCACAGUCCACCAGAAUACCGAGUAAUUACUGCACUACAAAACUUUAUGCCAUUUAAACGAGCUUUUAACUGUUCGUAUGGUUUUGUAAAACGGCCGCAAAGUUGUGGUGUUUGGGGUUAA
This is a messenger RNA of Enterobius vermicularis (human pinworm), 1812 nucleotides long. The record is from the annotation of a GenBank genome assembly. NCBI's taxonomy places the organism in Eukaryota, Metazoa, Nematoda, Chromadorea, Rhabditida, Oxyuridae.